This is a messenger RNA of Mauremys mutica (yellowpond turtle), 2307 nucleotides long. It is a transcript of the gene TEX36, whose product is annotated as testis expressed 36. The coding region runs from base 106 to 600 and encodes 164 amino acids. The transcript has 4 exons. NCBI's taxonomy places the organism in Eukaryota, Metazoa, Chordata, Testudines, Geoemydidae. The record is from RefSeq and is a predicted model, not a curated record.
UCAGGGGCCGCGGCGCGGGCCGGUGACUAUGGCAACCGCUGCCCGGCAGCUGAGGCCGCAGGCUGGUCGCGCAGCGCGGCAGCAGGUGGCGGCCCGGGCCCAGCGAUGCCCAAAGGCAGGUUGGCCAACCCCAGCACCGAGCGGGACGGCGCUUGGUUCCCGCACCUUGGAAUAUUCCAUAGUCAACCUGAAUCGAUCACAGAGUGUAUGCUAAAACAGGUACAAAAUCCAGAAGAGGUUCAAUAUAUUCAGAAGAGAUUGCCACUAGUAUACAAAAUUCGGGAGCAGAAAGCAGUAAAAAAUCACUUUCCAUUUUCAACCCAUGACAACAGGCAUUGUUUACAGAAUGUGGGAGAGUACUUUGAUUUUAGCCUAGGACGAAAGAAGGUUGAACCAGAAAGAAGGCAACAGAAUUCACAAAACUUCUGUCUGUGGGCACAUGAAUACAUUCCUACUAGUCAUGAUGGUUUUACCAUUUAUCAAACAUCAUUCAUAGGUGAUCAAGAUACCAAGCGUCCUUUUUGUAGACGAUAUCCAAAACAGCACUUAGAAAGGUGCUACAUUUAUAAAUCUAUUCCUGAGAAUGAAAAACACAUGUAGUCAAACCACCUUGUUAAUUGCAGGAUUCCUUAUUUAGUAUUAAUUAUUUAGUGUUAUUUACUCCUUAUUUAUCAACAUCCUUUCUCUGGGUCUGAACCACUCUUACCCAUCAAACACAUGAUGGAAUAAAUAUCUGUGUAAAAUGGAUACUGCAGUACAUGUUGCAAAUAUUUACAGUUGGCAGGUUCAUUGAAAUUAGCAAUGAUCUUGCUUUUUGCAUUCUUUAGCUUUACUGAAAACUAAAAUUACUAUGAAAACAUAAGUUACAAUAAAGUAAGUUGUAAUGAAUCACAACAACAUUGGGAGGUAAAAUAUAGUUGUCUUUGUAUAGUUAUAUUUUUUUAAAAUAUCAAUAUUGGAAGAAGAGAGGCAGGCCCAGAUCCACAAGGGGACUUAAACGUUGCUCUGAGCUCACCUACCAGAUUGGUCAAGAUAGGUGGAGGGAAUCCUAUCUUCACCUGGUUUGAGGAUCCUCUGGGGCUUAGGCAUGAGAUAUUCACCUGGAUGGCUAGAGUGUAAGGCAUUGUGAGCAUGCCCAGUGGCAGAAACGUAGGCACCAAGGGAACUCUGACAGAAAAAAUUUAGGCACUGAGGGAUUUUAGGCACCUACUGGGUUAAGCAGCAGCCAAGCAGGAGUUCUGAGGCUCUCUGGUGUCUAAAUUUUGGACUUAGGUGCUGAAAGUGGAGUUAGGUCCUUUUGUGCUAAGUCCUUUUGUGGAUCUGGGCCACGGUGAUUAUACUUGUACAGUAUAAUUUGAAAUUGAUUUAUGCCUUUAGGCACAAAUCAUGGUCCAUGUCUCUGCUGGUGCAGAAGCUCCUCCAGCAGUGGAACCAGUAGCAUGAAGGGCAAUGUGCAGGAGUUGAUGGGGGCUGGGCAGUCAGGUGGGUACAGUGAAGCUGGAUCCUUGGGAAACACCCCCCCACACACACACACAGGAACCAUGUCAGGAUCAUACACUGUCGUUUCAGACAUGGGGAUGAACUUUGCUGUGCUGCAUCAUGGGUGUGAAGGGGGGAUUCCUCUCUUUACUUUCACCUCAACACAUACACCCCUCUGCCCAGGUUUUAAUGAUGAUGGAUAUGGCCCAUGAGAGAAACUACGUAAUAAAGCAACUGAAUUCUGUGUUAUGGUGUAAAAUAAAUGUGGGCAUAACAAAGAAGGAGAUGGACAGAAAGGGAUGUCACAGUGUGUGUAUGUGAUUAUAUAUAACGUUGAUAGUGAUAGGACCAGGAGGAAAUAAUUUAGGAAAAGGUUUAGAAUGGUAAGCUGUGUGAUGGCUUUCAUUGAGCUUAGGGUAGAUGGGGUCUGGAAAGAACUCAUGUUCUUAUGCUUAAACACCACCAGCAGCAAAAUAAACUAAAGAUUGAUCCUACAAGCCUUCUGCACAAGAAACUCCUAUGGAUUGCAACAUGUGGAAGAAUUGUAAGAUUAGUUCAAAAAACAAUGUGUUUUCCUUCUGCAGAGCAUUUUAACUCAUAUUUUAUCAUCGUUCCAAAACAGAAAUGUACACAUCUUAGAACAAUCUGUAAACAAACACAUUGCCAUGCAAAAUAGUGAAGAACAGGCAACUAAAGCACAAACGUAUAGGAAAGGUUGACUUGACUACUAAAUACAUUUAUUUCCACUUUGAAUUCACCGAGCUGGAAAGAUGCAAGAGUUAUUUUUGACAUAUUUUUAAUCUAUGGAUACCAACAUGCAAUGGAAAA